Antechinus flavipes (yellow-footed antechinus) is the source of this 2618-nucleotide messenger RNA. RefSeq names its product short chain dehydrogenase/reductase family 42E, member 2 (gene SDR42E2). Bases 156 to 1838 code for a protein of 560 amino acids. The transcript is spliced from 11 exons. Gene Ontology annotation, molecular function: 3-beta-hydroxy-Delta5-steroid dehydrogenase (NAD+) activity. Gene Ontology annotation, biological process: steroid biosynthetic process. Lineage: Eukaryota; Metazoa; Chordata; Mammalia; Dasyuromorphia; Dasyuridae. The record is from RefSeq and is a predicted model, not a curated record.
CAGGAGGCAGUGACCUAAAUGGGACUUUAGAAGAUGAAAUUUAACCCCACAAGCUCUUCCCCACACCUUUGCAGAGCUGCCACUUAGGGGAGAAAAGCUUCCCCGUCUGCCAGGCCUAGACAGCAGGGGAAGGGCCAAGGGCCUCCCUUCCAAACAUGGCUCAACCCAAAUCUGAUAGCCUGACAGCACCCCAAGCCCAGGCACCUCAGGGCAAGGUACCCCAGAGCCAAGCACUCCAAGCCCAGACACCCCAGGGCCAGGCUCCUCAAGGCAAGGCAUCCCAGAGCCAAGUACUCCAAGCCCAGGCACUCCAAGACCAGGCUUCUCAGGGCAAGGUACCCCAAAGCCAAGCACCCCAAGCCCAGACACUCCAGGACCAGGCUCCUCAGGGCCAAGUACCCCAAGCCCAGACACCCCAGGGCCAGGCUCCUCAGAGCCAAGCACCCCAAGCCAAGACACCCCAGGGCCAAGCUCCUCAGGGCCAAGCACUUCAAGCCCAGGCACCCCAGGGCCAGGCUCAUAAGGGCCAGGUACCUCAAAGCCAAACACCCCAGAGCCAGGCUCCUCCGGGCCAAGCACCCCAAGCCCAGGCACUUCAGGACAAACCACCUCAAGCCCAGGCUCCCAACAGCAAACCCAAGGAGCAGGCAAACUCCCCAUGUCCCUCCAGCCAGAAGGCCCUGGUGACAGGAGGUGGUGGCUACUUUGGGUUUAGUCUGGGCUCCAGUCUUGUCCGGAAAGGAGUCUCAGUGGUUUUGCUUGACAUCCAGCAUCCUAAAUGGGAGCUACCCAAAGGAGUUGCAUUUAUCCAGGCUGACAUCCGGGAUGGGGAGGCCCUAUAUCAAGCCUGUGAAGGAGUUGACUGUGUUUUUCAUGUGGCUUCCUAUGGAAUGUCAGGUGCUGAAAAGCUGCACAAAGAACAGAUUGAAUCUGUAAACAUUGGCGGAACUAAAAUAGUGAUUGACGUCUGCAUCAAACGGCAAAUUCCAAGGCUUGUCUACACCAGCACUGUCAAUGUUGCAUUUGGAGGAAAGCCCAUUGAGCAAGGCGAUGAAGACUCUGUGCCAUAUUUCCCACUUGAAAAGCACAUUGACCACUAUUCACGGACCAAAGCCAUCGCAGACCAGAUGAUCCUCACAUGCAAUGGAACCCCACUCCCUGGAGGAGGUACUCUUCGAACAUGUGUCCUUCGUCCCCCAGGUAUCUAUGGACCAGAAGAACAGAGGCACCUUCCUCGAGUGGCGGGGAGCAUCAGGAAAAGAUUAUUCACCUUCAAAUUUGGGGAUCCCAAGACACGAAUGAACUGGGUCCACGUGCAGAACCUGGUCCAGGCACACCUUCUGGCAGCAGAGGCACUCACUGCAAACAAAAAGUACAUCGCAAGUGGUCAAGCAUAUUACAUCAAUGAUGGAGAGAGCGUUAACCUCUUUGAAUGGAUGUCCCCUCUGUUUGAUAAGAUGGGAUACAGCCGGCCAUGGAUCCAGAUUCCAACUUCCUUGGCUUAUUUGUCAGCUUCAGGAAUGGAAUAUCUCCACCUGGCCCUGAAACCCAUUUGUGAUUUCCCACCUCUGCUGACCCGAAGUGAGGUGUGGAGUAUCGCUGUGACUCACACCUUCCAGAUCCGAAAGGCCCGUGACCAGCUCGGCUACACUCCGGAGAAGUUCGCCUUUGCUGACUCAGUAGACCAUUACAUCCAGACCUGGCACAAGCAGCAACGCCACAGCCCAAGGUUUCUAAGAUUACUGAUGGUCCUCAUUUGCCUCCUUGGUGCACUCUUGCUUUCCCUAUCUUUCCUGGACCCCUCUUUCCUGGGGCUCUCUCAUGGAAACCACAUGUAAGAGUCACCAUUCAAGCACCACAGGUUCCUGUCAAUUCUGUAGGAUCUAGUCCUGAAAUAAAAAUCAUCCUGUUUAUGAAUCCAGAGAAAUAUCAAGUCAUGGGCCCCUAGGGACAAUAUAUCAGCUGGUUCAUACAAGACUUGUCCAGUACUAAGAAGGAGGUAAGAGGACAUGAACUAUAAGAUGACAUCCAAAUUCAUUCCAGGAGGUCCAAAAUCACAUCUCACUGCCUUUUUCUUCUUAUUUCAAGAUUUGGCCUGAUACCUUAGGAAUUUAGAGCAGGAGUUUCUAGCCUUUUUUUUUUUGUCAUGAACCCUUCUCAGAGUUAUGUUUUUUAAAUUCAUAAUUCAUAAUUGAAAAUACUAAAUUUUAGUUAGAGGUUAACAAAAAUAAAUUUUUACCCAAAUUCAUAGAUGCCGCAAAAAUCUAUCCACAGACUUGUUGGGGACCAAUAGACCCCAAGUUAAGAACCUCAAUUUAGAUCCAACUUAGCAUCCCUGAUUUAGACCAGUUUAAUUGCAUCGUAUUUAAUCCAUCCCCUUAACUAAACUCCUAUUUACCUAUUAUUACCUAUACCUGAGGGAUCCUGAUAUGUCCCUAGUACAGUAUUGCUUAAUCUGAUCUUGGCUGCAUUCCCAGUAUGACAGGAAUUAUGCCCAAAGUCACUUUGGUACCAAUUUUUGGUUCUAACUUUUUCAUCUGGCUGUAAAAGAAUAUGUAUAUAACCAUAUGUAAUAUACAUGUGUACAGAGAAUAAAAAUUAUACUUCUGCAAUCUCAA